Ambispora gerdemannii is the source of this 385-nucleotide messenger RNA. NCBI's taxonomy places the organism in Eukaryota, Fungi, Glomeromycota, Glomeromycetes, Archaeosporales, Ambisporaceae. The record is from the annotation of a GenBank genome assembly.
UUGUAGUUCGUCUUUCUCUUACCCAACUCGAUCUUGUUUAUUUCCCAAAGCGUUGGCAAAAAGAUCCACCCGAACUGGAGCUUGCAAAAGAUUAUGUCAACUUUUAUAGCCACUCACAAUCGCAAGCCCCGGAAACUCCAACAUCAUAUGAAUCAUCCAGUAAAAGUAUCUCUCAACUCCGGUAUAUGCGUAUCCAUCGACUUUCAGGGGAAAUCGCAAGCAAGAUUGCAACUGACCCUGAUAAGUGUGUAGAUUUUAUGUCAUACCUCGAGAAGUACUUAGAGGCACUAUAUGUUGACGAUGCUGUUUCAACUUCUUACGAGAAUGCGUCAGCAUCCUCGAAACAUCCAAUAAUCAACAAUCCUAUCAAGUGUAAGGCUGUUGG